This is a messenger RNA of Bombus terrestris (buff-tailed bumblebee), 6894 nucleotides long. It is a transcript of the gene msps, whose product is annotated as protein mini spindles. Bases 249 to 6185 code for a protein of 1978 amino acids. Gene Ontology annotation, biological process: establishment or maintenance of microtubule cytoskeleton polarity; mitotic spindle organization; centrosome duplication. Gene Ontology annotation, cellular component: microtubule plus-end; kinetochore; centrosome. NCBI's taxonomy places the organism in Eukaryota, Metazoa, Arthropoda, Insecta, Hymenoptera, Apidae. Gene Ontology annotation, molecular function: microtubule plus end polymerase activity; microtubule plus-end binding. The record is from RefSeq and is a predicted model, not a curated record. The transcript has 32 exons.
UUCGUAGUUUCGAAAGAUAUACAUAGUUGUCUUUUUGUUUGCGUUCAGCUUGACGGUUGUACAGAACAGAGAAUUUAUAUUUGAAAAUUAAAUGUAAAAGACUCAACAGCCGCUGAAAGGUCAUCAUAGGCCUUACAGUCUGGUUACGUGAAUAUUUCGAAUAAACUAAAUCGACGAUUUUUCUAAGAACGUUGAUUCUCCUGUCAAAAGAUAUUCUCCUAUAUCUUCGUUUUGUAAGAUUUUAAAACAUGGAACAAGACACAGAAUAUAUCAAAUUACCACUAGAAGAAAGAUGUGUGCAUAAGUUAUGGAGAGCUCGUUUGCAUGGAUAUAAAGAAUGUGUAAAUACAUUCCAAUGUAUCGAUGAUGAAAAAUCUCCAGAGUGGAACAAGUUUUUAGGAUUUAUUAAGAAGUUUGUGGUAGACAGUAAUGCAGUUGCUCAAGAAAAAGGAUUGGAAGCAGCAUUAGCUUUCAUAGAAAAUGCUGCGGUAGCAGGGAAAACUGUUGGUGAAGUUAUGAAUGGAAUAGUUACUAAAUGUAUUGCUGCACCUAAAGCUAAAACAAAAGAGUUAGCAGUACAAAUAACACUGAUGUAUAUAGAAAUCGAAAAACAUGAAGCUGUUCAGGAAGAGUUAUUAAAAGGGACAGAAGCAAAAAAUCCAAAAAUUGUUGCUGCAUGUAUUUCUACUUUAACAUUGGCUUUAAGACAAUUUGGACCAAAAGUAAUUAAUAUAAAGCCUUUAAUGAAGAAGAUUCCUGGUUUUCUUGAAGAUAGAGACAAAACAGUCAGAGAUGAAGGAAAAUUCAUGGUUAUUGAAAUUUACAGAUGGAUAGGAGCUCCUUUAAAACAACAGUUGAAUACAUUAAAACCAGUACAAAUUACGGAAUUGGAGGCAGAGUUUAAUAAUUUGAAAGAAGAAAAAGUUGUUCCUACUCGAUUUUUGAAAUCGCAAAAGCCUAAGGCGAUAUGUAUUACAGAUUCUACAAGUGAUAUCGGUGAAGAGGGCAAAGAUGAUGGUGAUAGCGUUUCUGCUCCUGACAUUGAUCCCUAUGAAUUGUUGGAACCUGUUGAUAUACUUUCUAAACUUCCAAAAGAUUUUUAUGAAAAGCUUGAAGCUAAAAAAUGGCAAGAACGGAAAGAAGCCUUAGAAGCAUUAGAUGCUCUCGUAAAAAAUCCUAAAUUGGAAAAUGGUGAUUAUGGAGAUGUUGUAAGAGCUUUGAAAAAGAUCAUAUCCAAAGAUACUAACGUAUUAGUGGUUGCAUUGGCUGGAAAAUGUUUGGCAGGAUUAGCAGGUGGUCUAAAAAAACGAUUUCAACCUUAUGCAACUGCGUGUUUGUCAUCAAUUUUGGAAAAGUUUCGUGAAAAGAAGCAAAACGUUGUGCAAGCACUUAGAGAAGCUGCAGAUGCUAUUUUUCUUAGCGUUUCUAUUGAUCUUAUACUAGAAGAUACACUUGCUGCAUUAGAGAACAAAAAUCCUGCAGUAAAAGCAGAAACGGCUGCUUAUUUAGCAAGAUGUUUUUCACAUACUCCACCACCAACUUUAAAUAAAAAGCUAUUAAAGGCUUAUACUGGUGUACUUUUGAAAACCUUAAAUGAACCAGAUCCAACUGUUCGAGAUAGUUCUGCAGAAGCUCUUGGCACAGCUAUGAAAUUAAUUGGUGAAAAAUCUAUGAUGCCAUUUCUUACAGAUAUAGAUAAUUUGAAAAUGACUAAGAUAAAGGAAUGUGCAGACAAAGCUGUAAUUCAUGUUAAAGUUCCUAGUGCACCAAAAGUAGUAGAAAGACCAAAUACUGCUCCAAGUAAAAUUGAAUCAACAGCAAAAGCUAAAGAGCUAGAGUCGAAAACCACAAAAAGACCUAAUACUAGUACAACUAAAAAGCUUCCUUCUAAGAAACCAUCUGCUUCUUUAACUAAUUUAGCUGUUUCUAAAAAGUCAUCUGGUACAAAACUUCAAAUAGAAAAAAAUUAUAGUGUUGAAGAGAUAGAAGAAAUGGCUAUUCAAAUGUUACCAGCUGAUAUCCUUAGUGGUCUUGUUGACAGCAAUUGGAAGACUCGGUUAGCUGCAGUUGAGCAACUUUUGGAGUUUGUAAAGCAAAUAGAUCCAAUGGAAAUACCUAUACAAGUGAUUGUACGAACCUUAGCAAAGAAACCAGGUUUCAAAGAUACAAAUUUCCAAGUUCUAAAAUUGCGAUUAGAGAUAGUAAAGUUUCUGGCAGAAAAUUUUCCGUUUUCAACUACUGUUUGUGAAUAUUGUGUCAUGGACAUAGCUGAAAAAUUAGGUGACGCGAAAAAUAGCGCAGUUGCCGGCGAAACUCUUUUAGUAAUAGCAGAAGCAACAAGCUUGGAAUAUGUGGCACAAGAAAUAGUAGCAUUUGCUUUUAAUCAAAAAAAUCCUAAAGUUCAGCAAGAAACAUUAGCGUUAUUAUGUAGGGGUCUUAUAGAAUUUGGAUGUGUUAUCAAUGUUAAAUCUUUAAUGGAAAAUAUAAAAAAGGCAGUUGCCGCCACAAAUCCUGGUGUUCGUACUUCAGCUAUUACAUUAUUAGGUACAUUAUAUUUAUUUAUGGGUAAACCACUACUUAUGUUUUUUGAGAAUGAGAAACCAGCUUUACGUCAACAAAUUGAACAAGAAUGUGAAAAGCACAAUGGUGAGUCACCACCUGUCCCAAUUCGUGGAAUAAAGAGCAAAAAGGAUAAAACAAGUGAUGAUGAUGAAGAUGUAGAAAUGGAUAAAAAAUCUAGUAGUAAUAGUGAAACUGAUAUUAAUAAUCUUAUUCCACGUGUUGAUAUUAGUAAUCAAAUUACAGAAGGUCUUCUUAAUGAACUAUCUGAUAAAAAUUGGAAGGUACGAAAUGAAGGUUUACAAAAAAUAAAUGCCAUUAUAUCUGAGGCAAAAUUUAUAAAAGGUUCUAUUGGUGAUUUACCACAAGGUUUGGCACUACGAUUAGUUGAUAGCAAUAGUAAAAUAGCUCAGUCAACUUUAGGAAUAUGUCAAACUUUAGCUGUUGCAAUGGGUCCUCCAGCAAAACAACAUAUUCGAGUCCUUUUCCCCGGCUUUAUACAAUGUUUAGGUGAUAACAAGAAUUGGAUUAGAACUGCAGCUAUUUCUUGCAUAAAUACAUGGGGAGAUCAGUGUGGUUAUAAAGAAUUUUUUGAUGGUGAAAUGAUUGGAGAUGCUUUGAAAUCUGGAUCACCACUACUUAGAGCUGAGGUUUGGGGUUGGUUAGCACAAAAAUUAUCAUUGAUUCCUAUAAAACAAAUACCAAAAGAAGAACUUCUUGUAUGUCUUCCGUAUUUGUACAAUAAUUUAGAGGAUCGUAAUUCCGAUGUGCGGAAAAAUGCUCAAGAAGCAGUUUUAGGAUUUAUGAUUCAUCUUUCUUAUGAAGUAAUGGCUAGAAAUACAGAAAAACUGAAACCUGGAUCACGAACAGUAGUACUUACUGCAUUAGAUAAAUCUCGACCGAAUUUGCCUAUAAAACCUCUACCGAAAAAACAAGCACCGAAGGAAAAUCAGAAAACUGUUAAAAGUGCUGGAGCUUUGAAAGCUGCAAAAGCAGUAGUAAAACCUAAUCAAAAACAACCAACAUCAAAACCUGGUAGUGCUCGUAAAAAAGAUGAUGAUGUAGAUACAAGUCCUUUAUUGGCUACUAAUAAUUUGAAACAUCAAAGAGUGAUCGACGAACAAAAGUUAAAAGUCUUAAAAUGGAAUUUUACGACACCAAGGGAAGAAUUUGUUGAACUUUUAAAAGAACUUAUGACCGCUGCAAACGUAAAUAAAACUUUAUUAGCCAAUAUGUUUCAUUCUGAUUUUCGAUAUCAUCUUAAAGCAAUUGAGGCAUUAACCGAGGAUUUGCCCGAUAAUAGUAAAGCAUUGGUAUCGAAUUUAGACCUUAUUCUCAAGUGGUUGACGCUACGAUUUUUUGACACUAAUCCUUCAGUACUAUUAAAAGGUUUAGAGUAUUUGAGAAUGGUAUUUGAUUUAUUAAUAGAAAACCAGUAUCAUAUGUUGGAAAAUGAGGCCGCAUCGUUUAUUCCAUAUCUCAUUAUCAAAAUUGGUGAUCCAAAAGAUGCAGUGCGUAAUGGAGUUCGUGCAUUAUUUAAACAAAUAGCAUUGGUGUAUCCAGUGAGCAAAUUAUUUUCUUAUGUAAUGGAAGGCUUAAAAUCUAAAAAUGCUCGGCAGAGAACGGAAUGCUUAGAUCAACUUGGUUCUCUUAUUGAAAAUUAUGGAUUGUCAGUUUGCCAACCAUCUACAUCUGUUGCACUAAAAGAAAUUGCCAAACAAAUAGCAGAUCGUGAUAAUUCUGUUCGAAAUGCUGCUUUAAAUUGCAUUGUUCAAGCAUAUUUUCUUCAAGGGGAACGAAUAUACAAACUUAUUGGUCAGAUAUCUGAAAAAGAUCAAUCAUUAUUGGAUGAGCGUAUUAAAAGAGCUGCUAAAAAUUACCCAGUGAAAUUAGCUUCUGCCAAUAGACUUUCAACACCUUCAAAUGCAACACCUAUUCCUUCUAGUGAAGAUGUUAAAAGUUCUAAUGAAGAAUAUGAAGAAGAAAAUGAUGAAAUACCUGAAUCACCACAGCCACCUGUACCACCUCAAUCUAAUGAACUGCCACAUGUAACAGAGACUACAAAUGUACCAACAGACUCUUAUGAGACUAAUGAACCUGUUUCAAACAUUUCAUCUCCAAAUCAUGAUGAAGAUGAUAUUAAAACAAAUUCUCCAACUUCGGCACAACCAAAAGUUUCAGGUCCAUUUGGACUUGACAUGGACUUUUUACAAAGAAUUGAAUUAAAUGCACCUGUAAAGUAUAGUAAUCCUGUUCUGGUAGAAAUUGAUUUAACAGAUCUAAAUGAAAAUCCCACAACAAACACAAUGAAUAUACAUAAAGUACCAGUUAUUCCUAUGUCCCCUCCAAAAUUAUUAGUAUCAAAAUCUGCAUCAAUGACGCAGCAGCAGCUGGGCACUGGUAAUACUAGCAAAGAGGAAAGUCUUGAACGUAAAAUUCUUGCAAUGGCUAGUUUAGAUUUGGCUGUUGCAAUACAAUCAAUGAACAGCAUCGAUAAUCUGAUAAAAUCUCAUCAAAUUUUGAGUUUACAAUCUAAGGAAGAUAAAUUUAUUGGUUCGAUAAAUAUGCAAUUAAAACUUUUACAAACUUAUCCUUUACAACAAGGAGGUGCAGAUAUAUCUAAAGGUUUUAGAAAUACAUUUAUGGUUUUAUUAGCGUUUUACGAUACUGGGAUUCUUGGAAAGAACGUUCCGUUAAUACAUCUGAAAGAACUUGUGGAUCAAAUGAUCAGCUUAUUAGCAGAGAACAAACUAAAUCAUCUACACCAGGCAGAAGCAUAUUAUCGCGUUAUUAACAACAUUGUUUGUAAAAUAAUAGACAACUCAAAUCAUACUACUAUCAUAUGUGUUUUAAUAAAAUUACUUCAUGGAUGUGCUGAAUCUGCUGCUCCAUCCAAAUAUGAGGAACUAGUAAUGAAGUGUUUAUGGAAAAUAGUGAAAACAAUCCCUAAUUGGGCUGCAGAUUUAGAUUAUGACACUAUUCUUUUAGAAGUACAUCGAUUCCUUAAGGAUUAUCCAAGUGUAUGGUGGAAAAAACGAAAAUCUGACACUCCAUUACGUACAAUUAAGACAAUUCUUCAUAGCAUGACCCGUGUAAAAGGCAGUACCAUACUCAGUCACUUAACACGAAUAAACAAUACAAAUGAAUCAGAAUUACAGAAUUAUCUUAUUAGGCUAAUUGCGACAUUUAAGCCAGAUGAAAUUAAUAGCAACCCCAAAAGUGCUCUAAAAUCCGGCGGUGCGGGAAAAGCUCAAGAACAUUUGUCGAAAUUUACGCAUCAACAGUUGUCCGAAAUAUUUAAAAAGAUUGGAUCUAAAGAACAUACAAAAGAAGGUUUAAUGCAGCUUUACGAUUUUAAACUUCAAUAUCCUGAAGCGGAUGUACAACCUUUCUUGGUAAAAUCUCAUCAAUUCUUUCAAGACUUUAUAGAACAAGGACUAAGAGACAUUGAUCAAGCACGAAAAAAUCAAAAUCUUAUAACACAAACUAAUAAUCAGUACUCAACAGAAAUAGCCGAAUCCGCUAGUUCGGAAGAAAAAAGCCUAAUGGAUCCAUUGCAUAGGCUCGAAAAACUUCGAGCAUCUGAAGCACAAUGUAGAACUACUAACCAGCCAAGUCCAACAUGAAUUAACUCCUAUUAAUUCUUACUAAGGUUGCAGUGCUUAAAUAACUGGAUUAAGAACCAAUAAUACACACAAUACAAUAUGAAGUAAAUAGUACAUAGACCAGAAAGAAUAAUCGUCGUACCUAAUGUACGUAAUGUUACGCUAUUCAGUGCAACAUUAACUGUAGCAUUUAUGUGUUGAUUUUCUCAGUAACUACAUAUGUGUUAUAAUGCUAAUUAUCAGGAGUUUAUGUGUUACAACUCUUAAAAUAAUUGCGAACAUGUUAUAGUACUCGUAUUUAUCAAUAUUUGGGAAGGAUAAUUAAGCUAUAAGCUAGUAUUAUGCUCUCUUUAGACUGAUUUUACACAGAAUCGAUUUAUAUUUCGUUAUUUCUUUUAAAAUAAAUCCACUCAUUAAUGUAUAUCGUUGAUCUAUAUUUAUAAAAGAAAUAUUACAUGUUUUUGUUAUUUAAUUAAUUAAAACUUAGUCGUACUACACAUAAGAAGCAUGUUUCUCCAUAUUUAUAAUCCCGGUAUACGAAUGUAGAUUUAAUACGUUAAUUUUUCAUAAUAAAAGAACAUAGUAUUAGCGAAAUAAUGAUAAUAAUAAUAAUUAUAAAAUAAUAGUAACUUAAUAUAUCUACAAAAAUUUCUGGAAGAAUUUAUGUAGUGUAAGUAGAGUGUGUAUAUAUUCUAACUUAAAGUAUUCAAUAAAAUAGCUUAUAAUAAUA